Molecule: messenger RNA, 648 nt
Organism: Trichechus manatus latirostris (Florida manatee)
Lineage: Eukaryota; Metazoa; Chordata; Mammalia; Sirenia; Trichechidae
Product: aurora kinase C-like
Exons: 4
Coding region: 1-528 (175 amino acids)
Biological process (GO): regulation of cytokinesis; mitotic spindle organization; protein phosphorylation
Cellular component (GO): spindle microtubule; spindle pole centrosome; spindle midzone
Molecular function (GO): protein kinase activity; ATP binding
Source: RefSeq, a predicted model, not a curated record
AUGACUUUGAAAUUGGGCGUCCGCUGGGCCAAGAUAAUGGAGGAGCUGGCAGAUGCCCUGAUUUACUGCCAUGAGAAGAAGGUGAUUCACAGGGAUAUUAAGCCAGAGAACCUGCUGCUGGGGCUAAGGGGUGAAGUGAAGAUUGCAGACUUUGGCUGGUCUGUGCACACCCUCUCUCUACGGAGAAAGACAAUGUGUGGGACUCUGGACUACUUGCCCCCAGAAAUGAUCGAAGGGAGAACAUACGAUGAGAGGGUGGAUCUGUGGUGCAUCGGGGUACUCUGUUAUGAGCUGCUGGUGGGCAGUCCGCCCUUUGAGAGCCCCUCACACACGGAGACCUACAGACGCAUCCUAAAGGUGGAUGUGAGGUUUCCCUCCUCACUGCCUUCUGGGGCCCAGGACCUGAUCUCCAAGCUGCUCAGAUACCAGCCCUUGGAGCGUCUGGGCCUGGCCCAGGUCCUGGAGCACCCCUGGGUCCAGACCCACUCCCAGAGGGUGUUGCCUCCCUCUGCUCAGAUGGCUUCCUGAGCUGCCUGCCCUGUUCCUUUGUGUUUGUUCGAAGAGCUCGCCUGGCUCUGCUACCUCAUCUGUCUUUUUGUUUCUUAUUUUUAAGCUGCAAGAUACUAAUUAAUAAAAACUGAAUCACUU